This is a messenger RNA of Clunio marinus, 1447 nucleotides long. NCBI's taxonomy places the organism in Eukaryota, Metazoa, Arthropoda, Insecta, Diptera, Chironomidae. The record is from the annotation of a GenBank genome assembly.
UUCAGAUGAAUGAAACAUUGCGACUCACACCAUCAGAUGUCACCGAUUGGUUCAUGGAAGAUAAUGCCGGUGGAGAUCAUAAAAUUCCACAUGUUAUCCUAAAUGAUAAAUUGAUGACAGAUGCAUUGUUGGGAACCAUCCCGAUAAAAGCCGAGCACAGCUACAGUCUUGCAAGCGAUGGCGAUUCCAUGCCCGAUUCUCCUUCUGAUGGUACGAAAGUCGAAGAUCUUGAUGAUGGUUGCCACAACAGCUACAAUCAGAGUGACAGCAACAACAAUAACACUACAAUCAGCAGUCAAAAACAGAAGAAAUUCCUUCAGCUACUAAACAACAGCGCGUCCAGUACCAACAUCUUUGGUGCUGGCGGUUUGAGAACACCUUACUACAAUGGAAGCCAACCAAAAAGCUUCAGCGAUUCGGGCUCAAGUUCCAGCAGUAUAUCUGACUUGGAUGACAUCACAGUUGUUAAAGAAGAGCCAAUGUCACCUCACUCGAGUUGCCCGCCAUCGCCAAGCAGUAACUACAACAUUCCAUUGCCCAGCAUCUCAUCAAUCAAUCCUGAUUUGAUGUUUGAUCGCAAGCCAUCAUCAAUGCUGAGAGAUCAGCAUUCGUUUACCUCUCAAACCUGCUCCACAUCACGAAUCAAAUCGGAACCGCAAGUUUCGAAUUUUGGUUUACCUCCAACUCCACCCUCAUCAACUCCUGGCGAUGAGUCAAAAGGAAAUUCGAGUCCGGAGCAUAGCACGACUCCUAUGUCACCGCCAGUCACCUCAACAAGCAGCUCGAAAAAAUCGCAAUGUAAUAAUGCGACACAUUCAACGCGCGGCUAUACUAACUCCACCCGCCAACCUAUUCACACGCCAUUAAUCAGCAAUCAGCCAAAAGGCUCAACUGGAGAGUUGGUGCUGACAGAUGAAGAGAAGCGCACAUUGUUGGCUGAAGGUUAUCCGAUUCCACAGAGACUUCCUUUGACGAAAGCUGAAGAAAAGUCAUUGAAAAAAAUUCGGCGAAAGAUUAAGAAUAAGAUCUCAGCUCAGGAGUCACGCCGUAAAAAGAAGGAAUAUAUGGAUCAACUUGAAAGGCGUGUUGAAAAACUUGUGAUGGAAAAUAAUAAUUUCCGUCAAAAAGUUAAAACUUUAAGUGACGAGAACAGCAAUUUGCUUAAAGAAUUGCAGCAGCUACUUUUCACCAGCUUUCCCAAGAAUCAAUCGCUCGUCAUUAGCCGAAAUGCAAAGCGUUUACUACGCGCAGAUCUUGAAGAAAAGAUCGAUUCAACAUUGGAAUAAUUUUGUACCUUGAAUGGUGACAUUUUUUGUUUCUUUCUUACACCAGCUCGCAAGAAGAGCUCACUCUAAUCCGUUCAAUCUUUUUGACUUGACUUACUUAUUAUAUUAAUUUUAAUUGAAAAUCUUUCUGAUUAAUGAUGCAACAUGAAAAAAAGACCAGA